Messenger RNA from Zasmidium cellare ATCC 36951, 3795 nucleotides. RefSeq lists its product as uncharacterized. The record is from RefSeq and is a predicted model, not a curated record. Lineage: Eukaryota; Fungi; Ascomycota; Dothideomycetes; Mycosphaerellales; Mycosphaerellaceae. The transcript has 7 exons. The coding region runs from base 1 to 3795 and encodes 1264 amino acids.
AUGCUGAGGCCGCGCCCUAGCCUUCGAGAUCUCCUUACCAAUUGGCUUGACGAUGUAGGCGAGCAGCUGAUGCCAGAUCAAAGUUCCAGUGAAGGGGAACAAGAAGCGCCAGAAGAACACACUCUUCAACCUGCCAACGAAUCUUCAACAGUCUCUACCGACAGUGUCGAGUCAGGCCCAACUGGCAGUGGCACCCCAUUAAACGAGCAAGAACCAGCGAUACCUCAUCUAGACUCUGCAAUUGCGCUGCUCGAAAGCCAGAUGUGCAAGGCCGAGGGCGACUCCACACCCUCAAAGCCGCCCAGCAAGCGACGAUCCAAGAAGACCAUUGCUCUGUGGGACUUGAAUGAGUACAAGGACGAACCGUCUCCAACGAAGCUCAACACCAACAUACCAGAUGUCAAUCGCUUGGACAGUCCCAGUUCCUCGACUUGGUCUGGUAGUGGUCGAUUCCAUGUCAUUGAUCGAUCGUACUCGCCAGAGCCAAGAGAUGACGACUGUUACCCUUUCUUUUCGACAUUCGCUACAAGAUGCGGCAGCAAUACCCAUCGCUCCGCGCGUGCACAAGACAGCCGGGAGGACGACUAUCGAGACGAGAAACACGGAACUGUCGAGAACGAACCUCAGUCGAUGGCACACAGCAACCCGCCAGUCUUCGUAAUGUCUGCCAGAGUGCCAGACAGUCCCUUGCCACAGGGCGUUCUAGCAGGACUGGGUGACUGGUCCCUCCACAGCGAGAUCGAAGGAAAUCAGACUCAGCUUCAUGUCGAACAUCCUCCAGACCUGGAUCCUACUUACAUGCAGGGGAAUAUGCCACAGGACAAAUUCAACGAAGACUUUGGCAAUGCCCUGCAGGAAGCUUAUGACUCGAGUGCAAUCUUCGCGAUGGUACGCCUACCACCAGGAGUUCCGCUUUCCUAUCACUUGCGAUGGGGUAUGGCUCGUAUGGCUCCAGAGACACGGUCACUAUUCCUUUGCAAAUUAUGGACACUCGGCCUGAGAGGUCAAUAUUACACCAUGCUUGCAUCUGGGCCUCUUCUUUACACGCUGCCACCACCAGGGAGUGAUGGAUGUCAGCCACAGAAGUUGGGCAUCUCCUCUGGUCAACCUGUGCAAGCGACCAGGGUCUGCUCUUCCUCGUCGUCCUCAAGCAGUGGAUCAUCAUCCGUAGCAUGGUCAUCACCCGUCCUGAAACCACAGAAACGACGAUCGAUGUCGUUCGGAGGAGUCAGCGCCGUCUCUGACAAACCACCAACCAGACCUCGCACCAUCCAGUUCGGAGGUGUCACCGCCGUAUCUCAAAGGCCACUGGAUCCGCGCAAACAUGCAGCCGCAAUCGCUUUUUCCAAGCCAACGCCCACGAUUUUGCGAAGCCCAGCGAUCAAACCAUUCGAGGACGAAGACAGCGAUGAUGAUCUCGAUCCCGAAGAGUUGGCCAGUUUUCUAGCUGAAGAUGAAAAGGAGCCACUCGAUCUCAUCUCCGCCGAUAUCUCAGAGAUCGAUUCCUCUGCGAAUUCUGGGAUGAUUGCCCAGGCUAGAUGGCAGAUGCAGGCUGAAGCUGAUUUCCUAGCAGCACACAGCGUCGGGAAAGGUAAAGGCAGGGCAUCACAGGAGGACUAUGAAGUUGACACAAGGGAUGAACAUUCAAACGACGACAUGCCGACUAUCAUGCCGGAGCCUCUCACUCAACAACCUUCACCAGAUGCGGCUAUGGCAGCCAUCAGGGGCCAGGGGCUGGAGCCGCCACCAAGUCCAAGACCAGCAGCUCUCGAGCUUGACGCAGACGAUGGAGAGCUGGACCAGGCCAGUAUGUUCGCCGACCGGACAAAUGAGUCUUGCGGUUCGUCUGAGCAACGCGGGUGGAACAAAUCCCACAGUCUCUCAGCGUCAAGCCCGCAAAGCAGCACGACUGGCUCGAUCAGGUCAUCGAGCUCGAGUUCGACGUCUAGCGCAGGGAAAGAGAAGAAGCUGGCAUUCGAGCUGGACGGGACUUCUCAAGGCUGGAAGCCCCACAGCACCAAGUCCGGCGCCAGCAUCGGUCUUGAAUCUGACAGAGCGUUCAACGGUGGAGGUUUCCAAGCGUUGAAAGAUUCGUUGCGAAUGACGCAAAUCGCAAAGCCGGGGGAGUCGGUCAGUCAGGCGAUCAAGCGUGUGAAGCAGCUGCGUGUGCCCCCUAGGCCUAAGGCAGAAGACUUGGCUAGAGUGAAGGCGAAUCGUCAAGCUCACCUCGCUGAUCGCCAGCCAAUCGUACGGGACUCUGCGAGUGAGGUUCCUGGAGUGAAUGUAGGAGGUGGUAUGAUGAGUACCGCCCUCAGCAUGACCUCCCCGCCGCCCCCGGCGCCGCCCCAUCGCGUGCCCGUGUCCGCCGCUCACGGCGAGGAGAGCGUCCCCGCUCUCAACGAUCGCAAGGACAGCACGGAUGUCCAGUCGUUCCCCGUGGCCACGGCCGCUGGAAGUGCCACGGAGAUGGCAGCGCAAACCAAGGGCGCCGAUGAGAACCCUGGACGCUGGAGCGAGGCCAGCACCACCGCCGCCCCCAAGGCUCCCAGGACUGGACCGGUCAAGCACGUCCACUUCGAGGAUUCCAUAGAGCCCGAGAUACCAAUAGCCAAUGUUGAUGAUGCUGUCGAUACCUCGACUGCUGGGGCUGUCAUGGAGACAGCUCCACGUGAGACUCCCCCGGAGCCGGUAUUAACUCGUCGUCGCAGCAUCCCACCAGAGACUCAGCGCCCAGUCCUCCGCCGCAAGGCCAAAGAAGCCGUCGACGAGGGCGAAGAGAUGUCCGACAACCCCAAGAUUCAGCAGUACGCUCGCCACAACCAGCCGUGGCGCAACUGGAACCAGCCAGCUGGACCAAUGGUGCCAGCCUACCCACCACCGACGAAGGAUCCAGAGAAGAUCAAUCAGUACCUCAAGGUGAUGGAAGACAAGUCACGCUUCCCAACCGACGAGAACGAGAGCGGCAAAUACGACCGCCACAAGGACAUGGAGGAGAUGGAGAGAAUGGUGCAUCGUACUCCCGAGCAGAUCGAGGAGUGCAGAAAGAGAGUUGAUGGCUAUCUCAUUUAUGGCCCAGCUGGAGGCAACCCAAUUGUGUUGACGCACAAGGGACAAGAGAUCGGAGGCCGAUUGAUGGAGGAAAAGGAGAGACGCAAGCGCGGAGCAACCGCCAACGCGACCAACGCUCAAUCGACCAACGCGACUACCACUCAGGCGACCACCACCCAGACGACCACCACGACUCCUGCAGGCUUGGGCAUCUUCAACCCGCCGGCCAACGUCGAGACGAAGCGACCACUGCCUCCUCUUCCUACUAAGAAGCCAGAGCCAGAGGGAUCGAUCUGUGCUCAGGCCGUCCAAGAGGGCUUCUACGACUCGGACACCUUCAGAGAGACGCUUCGUGCCUUCAAUCGUCAACGCGCUGACUCAGACUCGUCGGUUCGUACUUCGUACCACAUUUCUGAGCAGCUGCCGGCUAGUGCACUUCGCGACCGCUCUGCUCAGAAUCAAGACGAGGGUUCCGAGGAGGCUGUUGAGGACAACUCUGACGCUGGGGUCACCUCUGCCGCUGAGGACACUCCUGACGCUGAGGACACCUCUGACGCUCGGUACACCUUUGACGGUGGAGACUCUGACGCUGAGGACACCUCUGACGCUGAGGAUACCUCUGACGCCGACUCUGCCGCCGACUCUGCCGCCGACUCUGACGCUGAGCAAGACGCCGACGACAAGUCAGCUCCUGUCCAAGACGACACUCAGCAACACCCCUCUCCACCAGACAACACGCAGCAGUAA